Culicoides brevitarsis is the source of this 1132-nucleotide messenger RNA. RefSeq names its product neuroendocrine protein 7B2 (gene 7B2). Lineage: Eukaryota; Metazoa; Arthropoda; Insecta; Diptera; Ceratopogonidae. Gene Ontology annotation, molecular function: enzyme regulator activity. Gene Ontology annotation, biological process: regulation of hormone secretion; neuropeptide signaling pathway. Gene Ontology annotation, cellular component: secretory granule. The record is from RefSeq and is a predicted model, not a curated record.
UGUUCUCAUAUUUUUUCAAGUAAGAUAACAAGUCGUGAAUAUUUUUUGUGGCUAAAAUUAAAAAAAAAAUAAAAAUAUUUCAAGGUUUUUGGUAAAAAAAUUGAUUCUAACCAAAAAAUAAUUAAAGAGAAAAAAAUGGAAUCAUCAAAACAACUUUUUCUCGUUUUCUCCAUGAGUUUCAUAAUUGUCUCGUCUUCGGCUUACGGCUACAUGCCAAGCGGCAUCAAAGAUCACUAUUUAUCCGAUUUGUUCCUUCGUGACUUGGUCGAUCGCAUGGGCAAGGAUUUCAAUGACGCAGCAGACUCCUACAUCGAUCCAUAUGUUCCAGCUGACCAAUUGUCGCUUUCGCUCGCAAAGGAUCUCGAAGCGGAGCAACUUGACUACGAUUCCUUGAUGGAUGGCGAUUCGAACAGCAAUCACAGUCCCUCGUUACGGGACCAAGAAUAUAUGCAACACAGCUCCUUAUGGGGUCAUCAAUAUGUCUCGGGAGGCGCCGGCGAAGGUCCGCAUCGCGUAAAACCGCAAGUUAAAACUGACGCAAGUCUUCCGGCUUAUUGCAAUCCCCCGAAUCCGUGUCCCGUUGGAUAUACCGAAGACAUGGGAUGCACGUUGGACUUUGAAAAUACCGCAGCUUUUAGCCGAGAAUAUCAGGCGUCGCAAGAAUGCAUUUGUGACUCGGAGCACAUGUUUAACUGCGAUAGUGCCGAUGGACAUGAACGCGAUACGGACUUUAAACAAUAUUUGGCAAGACAAUUUCAGCAGAAACCGAUUGAACAUAAGGCGAAGAAAUUUUUCCAGAAGAAAUCUGAUAUAAAUCCGUAUUUGCAAGGGGAACGUUUGCCAAUUGCUGCAAAGAAGGGAUUUUAAACAAAAAAUAUUCACAAUUUAAAGAAAAAAUAUUAAAUAUGAAGUAAUCACCAAGCAGUAUUCUGUAAAAUUAUAAAAUUAUUUAUUUUUGUAAAAGAAAAAAUAUUUCCUCUAUUUUUGACUCGAACAGAGGGUUAAAAAUAUUUAUGGAAAUAAUUUUUGAGUUAUGAAAGGCAAUUGCUAAAGACCAGGGAUAUUUGUGAAAAAUUGUCUGAACUGAAUUUAUUUAUAUAAAGAUCCAAAUAAAUAAAAAGUCUCACUGUUU